Molecule: messenger RNA, 2754 nt
Organism: Iphiclides podalirius (scarce swallowtail)
Lineage: Eukaryota; Metazoa; Arthropoda; Insecta; Lepidoptera; Papilionidae
Source: the annotation of a GenBank genome assembly
AUGCAAGAUGUCCUGUUGUCCGUUAUCUCUACGUGUGUGUACACUAGAAGGCACCCCGUUGGAUCAAAAGCAGCUGCAACCGCACGAGUAUUGUUGAUGUGGACGGCGGUCACUCAACAUGAGGUGAACCACUCCUCGUGUGUCGACCCCUUUCAUACAAAAGCCAAAAAAAAUUCCCUUGCAGAUUGCAUGACGUCACUGAGGCUGCUAGAGUUGAGAGUACCGGGUCAUGUGUUACUCGGGUCUCGCCCUUCGCUCCUGUGCCGAUGGGAAUUGGGCCCUGGAGACAUAUUGUAUUCGAUAAAAUGGUACAAGGACGGCAAAGAGUUCUUUCGACAUUUACCAAGGGACCGCGAGCCUCAUAGGAGAUUUUAUCUGCCGGGAGUUGAAGUUGAGAGUUCAGACGCGUUGGGGUCUAACCUGAGCCUGUCUGCUGUGACUCUGUUAACUGGGGGCCGGUAUCGCUGCGAAGUAUCCGGCGAGGGACCACUGUUCCCCACAGUUUCAGACCAUGCGGACAUGAUCGUAGUCGUUCUGCCAGAAUACGGCCCCGUCGUAUCGGGAUUUCGACCGCUGUAUCGGAUAGGCGAGCGAGUUCACGUGAACUGUACAUCGGGCCGGUCACAACCAGCCAUCCAGCUAACGUGGUACAUCAAUGGCGAACCGGCACCAUUCGGCACUGUCACGUCACCCAUAGUCUUGAAGGACCGCGAAGGUUUUUCGACUUCGAGUCUGAAGCUCGAUUUCAAAGUAACUAAGCGCCAUUUUCAAAAUGGCGGGCUAAAAGUCAAGUGUCUAGCGACAUUGGCUUCAGUCUAUUGGAGGAGCAACGAGGAGACCGCACGUGAAAUGAAAGCUGGAAUCCAGGACACUUUGAUAGUGAAAAAGUACAAUGCCACAAACACGAAAAGCAAUUGUGGCCACUCUAUUCAGACAUUUUAUGAGAUCAGUAGUAGAGGAGUGCGGGGUAGGGGCAGACUGGUGCACAACACAACACAAGUACAAUACGCUCGGAAUCAUAAAAACGCAGAUGCGAACGAAUUAUCAACUGGAUUAAUUAAAUCUGCUAAACGCACUGGACAGUUAAGCCUUUGCAACAGAGGUCUGGGUACAGUGCCCGAUAAUGUGUGGAAAAUUGACGAAUUGGUGUUGGAAGAGACAAAAGAAGUUGAUUUCUCCAGAUCUGAUAAUAGUAACUGGUGGAAUGCAGAGCCAUUGAAAACGCUUGACCUCAGUUCCAAUGUUAUAAAAACAAUUCCACCCGAUGUCAAGUUGCUGCAGCAACUAGUCACUCUCAAGCUUCACGAUAACGCAUUGGCUAGUUUACCGGUUGAAUUGGGCGAGUUAAAAAAUUUAGCUAACCUGAGUUUGGAUCGCAAUAAAUUAGUUGAACUACCGAAAGAAUUCUACAAGUUAACAGAGCUAAGAUGGCUUAGCAUAUCUUAUAAUGAACUUAAAAAAAUCGAACCUGAUUUUGGGGACCUUGUGAUGUUGACUUUUUUGGACCUUUCGCAUAACAAACUAACGGAGUUGCCUCCAGGUAUGGGAUAUUUAGUGAGAUUGGUGGAAUUAAAUUUGUCUUAUAAUGAGUUGGCAGAGCUUCCUCCAGAUAUUGUCAACCUUAGAGAACUUAGAAAACUGAAUGUGAGUAACAAUUGUUUAAAGAGAUUGCCAGCAAUGGGAGAGCUAAGAAAAAUGCAAAUUUUGGAUGUGAAUCACAAUGAUAUUGAAAAAUUGCCAGAUUUUUACGGAUGUACUGCUUUAAAAGAAAUAUAUAUAGCAAAUAAUUUUAUCCAGGAAAUUACAGAAGAGUUCUGUGAUCAAAUGCAACAUUUAAAUGUGUUAAAUAUUAGAGAUAAUAAAGUUGAGUUAUUACCAGAAAACAUAUCACUGCUGCAGAGACUGAAGAGGCUUGAUCUUACGAAUAAUAAUUUAAAUAAGUUACCAAGAAAUCUUGGUCUACUGUCACAACUUCAAAGUAUAAGCAUGGCUGGCAACAAGCUAUCAUCUGUAAGACAAGAUAUCAUCAGUGGUGGAACAGACAGAAUGAUGAAAUAUCUGAGGGACCGCAUUACAGAAGAAGUUGAGAGUGACUCUAAUAUUCUCCACAAUGAAUGGCCAGACAAGUUCACGUUGAAGAAGAGCCAAGCGCUGAUGCUGCCGGGGAAGGAAUUGACCUCGGUUCCCGACGAAGUGUUCGCCACAGCCGCCACAGUGGAGGUACACAUUGUGGACAUCUCGAAGAACAAAUUGAAAGAGGUGCCAAUAGGCAUAAUACGAAUCAAACAAACGCUGUCACAAUUGAUCCUGUCCAGUAACAUUAUUGAGAGCGUGCCGCGAGAAAUAAGCGAGUGCGCCCAUCUGCAGUUCCUCGACCUGGGCAAGAACUGCUUGUCCGAUCUGCCCAUGGAGUUUGGCAACUUGAAGAGCAUGAGGGAACUGGUGAUAUCGUGCAACAAAUUCACUAAGAUCCCACGCUGCGUGUACGAGAUGGAGAACCUGGAGAUACUCCUGGCCGCGGAGAACCAGGUGACCGAGAUCAACGUCUCCUCUGACGCGCUGGCCAAGCUGAGACGGCUGGCGGUCCUCGACCUGACCAACAACAGCAUCGUAACUGUGCCCCCCGAGUUGGGCCACUUCACGAACCUGAGGUCGCUGGAGCUAAUGGGGAAUUGCUUCCGUCAACCGAGGCACGCAAUCCUAGCCAAGGGCACAGCCAGCCUGUUGUCCUACCUGAGGGAUCGUAUUCCCACC